UGUCCUGGGUAAUAACUGAUGCUUUUAUGAAAACACAACGAAACUUGCUUUUAUUUAUUUUUAUUCGGCGCCAUUUUGCAUACUCAUCCCGCUUCUUCUUCUUCGCGAUUGACACAACUCUAAUAGUGAUAUUGUUCGAAAAUGGUAACUUGUAAGAAUUAAAAUCGAACUUCACUUCAAAAAGUAAUGACAAUGAAUAAAUGCGAGUAAAAUCAGGGAAAAAUAAAUCUCACAUUUUUAUCUAUACUAAGACAUGUUCCGUCAGUUUAACCUCGCCUUAUCAGUAUAGAGGUUAAUAUUGAGUUAUAGAACCCAUUUUACUUAAACAUCAUAAAUAUGGGUAAAACUAAGAAAACGCGCAAAAUAGCGGUCAAGAGAUUCGCCAAAAUGAAAAGCAUGAUCAGCCCGAGCGACCCGCGGAUAAAAGCAUCGCUAAGAGCCCCUCCGCGAAAAAAAAAAAAGGACGACCCCUAUGCAGUGCAGGUGCGCGAGGCCCCUCAAGCCAGUUCAGCGUUAUUCUUUCAAUACAACACGCAGCUGGGUCCCCCAUAUCAUGUGUUGCUGGAUACAAACUUCAUCAAUUUCUCAAUUAAGAAUAAGCUGGACAUAAUCCAGAAUAUGAUGGACUGUUUGUAUGCCAAAACAAUCCCUUAUAUAACCGACUGUGUCUUGGGAGAGUUGGAGAAACUGGGACAGAAAUACAAGGUCGCUUUGCGUAUCAUUAAAGACCCCAGGUUUGAACGAAUCCAUUGCCUUCAUAAAGGGACAUACGCCGAUGACUGCAUUGUGCAACGUGUUACCCAACACAAGUGUUAUAUUGUGGCCACUAACGAUAAAGACUUAAAAAAAAGAAUUCGAAAAAUACCGGGAGUGCCAAUAAUGUAUGUUUCUCAGCAUAGGUACACUAUAGAGCGAAUGCCCGACGCAUACGGUGCUCCAAAAACUUGAAAAAGGCAUUAAAAAUUAAAAAAAA
Messenger RNA from Cylas formicarius (sweet potato weevil), 973 nucleotides. RefSeq names its product rRNA-processing protein FCF1 homolog (gene Bka). Bases 337 to 948 code for a protein of 203 amino acids. The record is from RefSeq and is a predicted model, not a curated record. Lineage: Eukaryota; Metazoa; Arthropoda; Insecta; Coleoptera; Brentidae. The transcript has 2 exons. Gene Ontology annotation, cellular component: small-subunit processome; nucleolus.